AAAAAUUAUUAAUGAAAAAAAAUGUUUUCACAAAAUUAUGUUUCAGUGUGACUAAACAACUGUGAGACGUAUUAAAUCAAAAAGUUUUAAUCUUUUGAGGCUGAAAACUGUAAAGAGAGAUUUGUAGAUAUGGGAAUGAGUAUAAGAAAAUCUGGUGUUACACAGUGAUUAAGAAUAGUUGACAAAUAAACGAAGACAGGAAAUACGUGCUAUGAAUUGCAGUGCAAAACUUGAGUAUCGCCGUCAAGUGUCUUCCGAUGCGUUUCUUUAAGUCAUUUGCUUGUGAAAUAUGUUAAUCGGACCAGGACUCGAACCGUGACCUUCCAAAUGGCAGUACGCAAUGUUAACCACUCGCCUAACAAGGCCCUCAUGGACAAUUACUCGUAAUUUACUGUCACAGCAUGUGGGAAUUUAUUUGACAUUAUUAUUACAAGAAAGCUAAAUUUACACUUUUAAAGCAUUGUGCCCCGCGGCAAAGGCGAAACAAAAAGUAGAUAUGAAGACCAAUCAAUUGGUGAUCGUCCGCCAUGGGGAGAGUGAAUGGAAUAAGUUGAAUCUCUUUUGCGGUUGGCACGAUGCCGAUUUGAGUGAACAAGGUGCCAAAGAUGCUGUCAACAUUUCGGCCGCAGCAUUACGUGAAAGUAAUUUAAAAUUUGACAUUGCAUACUCAUCGGCAUUGACGCGGGCCAAACAAUCACUCAGUAUUAUAUUGAAAGAAAUGAAUAUCUGUGAUUUAGAAAUUGUCAGCGAUUGGCAUUUAAAUGAGCGACACUAUGGUAACCUCACUGGGUACAACAAACGCGAUAUGGCCGAUAAAUAUGGAGAGCAACAGGUGCAGACUUGGCGACGUAAAUAUGACGUUCUUCCACCGCCCCUUACGCCAGACAAUCCCUACUACGAUUUAAUACGCAAUAAUCCGAGUUUCAAAAAUAUACCAGCAAAAGAAUUUCCAGAGACGGAAUCGCUAAAAGUUCUUAUGCAACGGGUCAUACCUUACUUUGAGAAUGUCAUACUCAAACAGGUGCUUGCGGGCAAGCGCGUUCUCAUCGUGGCACAUGGCACCGUGGCGCGUGCCCUAAUCAAGCAUAUUGAUAAUAUAUCCGAUGAAAAUAUUUCCACUGUGAAUGUUCCAAAUAGUAUACCCUGCGUUUUUGAAUUCAAUAUGGAAACGGGUGAAAAGGUUGGUAAGACAACAUUCUUGGCAGAUGAGAACUUCUUGAAUCAACAAAUACAAAAGACCGCAUCGAUUGGCGAAUCAAACAAAUAAACAGUUAGUUAAGAGAGUUCUUAAAUACUAAUAA
Ceratitis capitata (Mediterranean fruit fly) is the source of this 1301-nucleotide messenger RNA. RefSeq names its product 2,3-bisphosphoglycerate-dependent phosphoglycerate mutase. Gene Ontology annotation, molecular function: intramolecular phosphotransferase activity. Gene Ontology annotation, biological process: glycolytic process. Bases 497 to 1267 code for a protein of 256 amino acids. The record is from RefSeq and is a predicted model, not a curated record. The transcript is spliced from 6 exons. Lineage: Eukaryota; Metazoa; Arthropoda; Insecta; Diptera; Tephritidae.